Molecule: messenger RNA, 1136 nt
Organism: Zootermopsis nevadensis
Lineage: Eukaryota; Metazoa; Arthropoda; Insecta; Blattodea; Termopsidae
Source: RefSeq, a predicted model, not a curated record
CACAUUUCUUUCCCCUUAAAAGGAAGUUUAAAUUGUGCGGUGAUUUUCUGGUUGCAGCUCACAUCAACCAUAUCCGUGACGUGGCAGGGGUUGACCACGUAGGCAUAGGCGCCGGUUACGAUGGCAUCAACAUCACACCCCUUGGCCUGGAGGAUGUGUCUCGCUAUCCAUACCUUCUGGCCGAAUUGCUUGGCUCCGGGCGGUGGACGGAGGCUGAUCUGCAGAAACUUGCGGGCAAGAACCUCAUUCGAGUGUUUAAAAAAGUCGAAGAGGUUCGAGACCGGUUACUGGCCAAAGGCGAGGAGCCAAUAGAUGAACGCAUUCCAGUUCAGGACGUGUACGGGAGGACAUAUUGUCGUUAUCCAGAAACAUGAUAUUGGCCGUGAUAUUCCUCUGUUCCUCUGUUCAGUGAUACGAUGUUCGGUGACGCGGAGGGUCGUGGCUGUUUCUAAUUUCAGUUACGAUCCAAGAUGCCGGAUGAGUGCGCCUGUUCCGGUUUUGAAUACAGUUUCAGGUAGAAGACUUUUGCUUAUUGCGACGUAUAAGCGAAUUCCAGCCUCCAGUUGAAUUAAUGAACGAACCAUCAGCUGUUAUAGCUAAUUUACUUGCACUAUAAAAUUUAGAUUCUCCUUUAAAAUAACGACGAAGAAAUUUAAAGUAUCCCUCAAAACAUUUUUUAAACCAAAAGACGAUUUAGACAAAAUACAGGUCCCUCCCCCCAAUAGAAGUUAUUACGAUAAAUAUUUCUUAUAGGCUACGUAAUGAAGGCUUACAUGUUUUGUAUGCUGAAAAACAUUUUAGAAAUCUGAUUAACUUUAUACAUUCAAUUUUCAUGACUGUGACAUCAACUCAAGAGACCAACGGAAGAAAUCUGUUAUAAAAUGUGUCAUUGUUCCGAAGAAGCUGUCGUGAAUCGUUGUUUCCGUGGAUCAUGGUAUUUUUGAUCGUGCUGCCUUCGACUAGGAGAAAGACCACACGGCGUUACAAUCCAAAAACCACAAUCCGCAGAAACAAUAAUACGACGCUUGGUCAUAUCAAUAUAUGAGAGGGCUGGAUAAUGAAUAUAUAUUUAACUUUAAUGAAAAUGUACUUCAAACUUUAUCAUAACCAAUAAAGUGCAAGAAAUUACUUUAGUA